GCAGGCACAACGUCGCUCUACGACUACAUCACGCAGCACGACCUCGUGGUGCCGGCCAACCGCAAGGAAACCCACUACUUGGACUGGCGCUUCGAUUCCAAGCUGCCGCCGAUCGAGACACCGGAAGGCCAGGCCGCGCAUUUGGCCAUGUACCAGCGCUUCUUCCGCAUGGACAUCCUCGGUCCGUGUCCGUCUGUGCUCUCGGGCGAAGCGACGCCGAGCUACCUCCUCGGCGGCUCGGUCGUCAUCCAGCGCUUUCAAGCGCUCAUGCACGGCGCCAAGAUCCUCGCGACGUUGCGCAACCCCGUGGACCGCGCCUUCUCCCACUACAACAUGACGGCGGACCCGGUCGGCAACGCCGAGCAGCUAAAGAACCGUGGCCACCAUGCGCUCGGUGGCAAGAGCUUUGAGCAAGUCGUCGAUGCCGAAAUCGCCGAGCUCCAGGCGCUCGGCGUGCACCCCGACAUGUCGUUUGACGAAUUCGAUCGCGUCUACCUCCAGACGCGCCUCUCGUUCACGCACGGCGGCCAUUCGUUCAUUGGUCGAGGGCUCUACGCGCUGCAGCUCAAGGGCUGGUUUGAAGCCUUCCCGAAGGACCAGCUCCACAUUGUCAACAUGGACGACAUGAAGACGUCGACGGGCUUGCACGCGGUGAUGCAGGACGUGUUUGCCUUCUUGGAGCUCCCGCCCUACACGAUCGAAGACAGCAGCGCCAAGAACACGCGCGCGUACGGCGCGUUGCACCCAGACACCCGCGCGCGUCUUCAGGCGUUCUACGCGCCCUUCAACGAAGCGCUCGCGGAUAUGCUUGGCCGCCGUUCGUUUGCUUGGUAGAAGACUUGCCUCAAAAAAUGAUUUUCCAUACCUCGCCAUA
This is a messenger RNA of Saprolegnia parasitica CBS 223.65, 874 nucleotides long. RefSeq lists its product as hypothetical. The record is from RefSeq and is a predicted model, not a curated record. Bases 148 to 834 code for a protein of 228 amino acids. Gene Ontology annotation, molecular function: sulfotransferase activity. The transcript has 5 exons. Lineage: Eukaryota; Oomycota; Saprolegniomycetes; Saprolegniales; Saprolegniaceae.